Messenger RNA from Mollisia scopiformis, 288 nucleotides. RefSeq lists its product as uncharacterized. Bases 1 to 288 code for a protein of 95 amino acids. The transcript has 2 exons. Lineage: Eukaryota; Fungi; Ascomycota; Leotiomycetes; Helotiales; Mollisiaceae. The record is from RefSeq and is a predicted model, not a curated record.
AUGGCAUCCAUUCCAUCGGCAGUCGCUGGCAAGAUUUUGCGAAACUUCGUGGUUAUUUCCGGCUCAGCAGUUGGUGGGGUCUUUGCCGUGUAUGAGAUCUUCAAUAUUGCGAUAAGGAAACAAAUGGCGGAGAACGAGAGGGGACAUCUGAAAAUUUAUAAUACUAUUGUUCACCCAGAGCAAGAUCGAUUAGACACAAUCUUCGAUCGGACAAAGUUGCUCAAUCAAGCGAAAGAGAAGAAGCCUUGGAAUAGGACACUUGCAGAGAAGGAGCGGGUGAGGACAUAA